CAGGGCGGAAAAUUUGUGAGCGGAGCGCGGGAGCUGCGAGUCCGGCGUCCGCUCGGUCCGGGAAAGGCCUUAAGAAGUUGGUACGCUUCCAGGUGCUCCUUGGGAAGCCAGGGCUGCUUCCUCACGACUUUCCGGUCCUAGCCGCCUGUUACCUUAGAGCGCCUCUCUGCCUCCCUGGUGCCCAGGUACCUGUUUCAGAGAAGAUGACGGAGGAACUGGACCUCACAGGACAGGACUCUGAUGCGGGUAGUGAAGAGGUGGUCCUGACUCCUGCAGAGCUCAUUGAAAGGCUGGAGCAGGCCUGGAUGAAUGAAAAGUUUGCCCCUGAGCUGCUGGAAAGCAAGUCUGAGAUUGUAGAGUGUGUCAUGGAACAGCUAGAUCACAUGGAAGAAAAUCUCAGGAGAGCCAAGAAGGGGGAUCUGAAGGUCAGCAUUCAUCGGAUGGAGAUGGAGAGGAUCCGCUAUGUCCUCAGCAGCUACUUGCGGUGUCGGCUCAUGAAGAUAGAGAAGUUUUUCCCUCAUAUCCUUGAAAAGGAGAAAACACCCCACGAGGGGGAGCUGUCUAGCCUUUCUCCAGAGGAGCUGGUCUUUGCCAAACAGUACAUGGCUAACACAGAGACCUACCUUAAGAAUGUUGCCUUAAAGCAUAUGCCUCCUAACUUACAGACUGUGGACCUCCUGAGGUCAGGUUCCUGCCCAUGCUUGGUCAGAUGCUGCCUUGAUUCAAAGAAUCCAAAUCCAGUUCAAGAUGUCUCCAAAUACAUUUCCAUCCUGAAGUACUAGGGUCAAGGCAUCAACAUACACAUUUGUGGGCAAGGGGGACGAGUGUAGGCCACAAUAGGGGGACAAGUGCAGCCUACAGCACUGGGAGCAAACCCAUAGCAGAUCUGUGGAACUCGGAACUGGUCAUUGUGGUGAACCUGCCUGAGGGAAACAAAAGGGCCAGUCCAUGUCCAGUUCCACCACUUUUUGUCUGCCUCUUAGAAGAAGAGGAAGGAAGCAGGACCACAUCCCUAAUCAUUGCCCAGUGCUGUCACACCUGGUUGACUAAAGCAGCCACGAGCGUGCAUCUAAAUUUCUGAAACUGAGUCUAAUUGAAUUCUACCUGAUGCUGGCUGACACCUCCUAAAAAACAUGUCGCUUGUCCCAGAUCCUUUCCAAGGACUAGAGCCAGGCCCCUGGAAUUGGAAACUUGUGGAGGGGAUCAUCCUGUCCCAGUGAAAUCAGUCUUGCUUAGUUAGCCCAGGUACCCUGAGUCCCCAUCAGGCCUCUGGAGCAUCGUAGAUCCCUGCGGGCAGAGUGGGGGAAGGCAUGUUGAAAUCUAAGCUGGGUUUCCUGGAAUCAGUAGCUGCCCAGCCGGGUCAACGAGGUGCUCUGUGGCAGGCCCCAAACCCUGAAGCAGCCCAAGGGCUGCUUAGACCCCUUAGACCUUUGGAGCCAGUUAUGCGGAACCCCCACCUGUGGAUGAGGGAAUCCAAGGCGAUUUUUGUGCUGAGCUGGGCUCCUAGAACAGAGUUAUCUAGUAAAUUCUCAGAACCUGCAGUUGAUGGAGUCCUCUGGGUAUGUAGGGAGCUCUAAGAAAUGAAGAACUCUCGAGCAGCCCAGCCCAGGGCCCCUCCUUCCACACAGUGUUGGCUGGUGGUAGAAGAGGCAGCAGCCUCUCACCCCGAAGUCAACAAGUGAAGGAAACAAGUGAAGGACAGCUCAUGGUGGAAACCUGUGUUCUGUCAUCUGACACUCAGGACUAUCCCAAUGUGACCCUAUCUUUCUAAUGCUCUCCUAUUACUGCUAUAUAUGAGGAUAUUUUCUGACUAGAUUUAUACACCUUUGUCCUCCCAACACGUGUAUGUAUCUCUGCCUUGGCCCUUGCUGUUAGCGCCCAGGUUCACUCUCCCUCACUGAGGGAGUUGACGUCUUCCUCCCCACUUCCCUGAGCGACUGAGCCACCGCUGUGAGGUGUGAUGAGAAGCUGCCGGUAGCCCUCUUCAGAGUGACCCCAUGUCACGCUUGCUUGUAUCUUCCGCGAUGUGCACAUUUCACAUACUCGGUGUCUGUUGAAUGAGUCAUUGCUGUGCGAGACCCUGGAUGGGAAGUGUACUGUUUCUGUAAGGAGCCAGAGCUGUCCUCAAGCCACCGUCCCCCAAAAAUGCUGUCACCAUCAGGGGUCCCUUAGAGCUCGGUACAGUGAAUCCCAGCAACUUUCCCAGAUUGGUCUUGUUGGCAGAGUAUUUUCUGACUGCAUUAUCAUU
Messenger RNA from Lutra lutra (Eurasian river otter), 2248 nucleotides. It is a transcript of the gene GINS4, whose product is annotated as GINS complex subunit 4. The transcript has 7 exons. The record is from RefSeq and is a predicted model, not a curated record. Bases 204 to 782 code for a protein of 192 amino acids. Gene Ontology annotation, biological process: DNA-templated DNA replication; double-strand break repair via break-induced replication. Lineage: Eukaryota; Metazoa; Chordata; Mammalia; Carnivora; Mustelidae. Gene Ontology annotation, cellular component: GINS complex.